AUCUUGGGCUGUAUUGGCCCGGAAGCCCGGCCUAAGGCCCAAAGUGUAUGAACAGAAUCGAAGGGAGAAUGCAUUGGAGGCCGAAGAAAAGCGACGGAGAGAGUAGAGGCAGGGAGAGAGAUGACGGUGAGACAGAGAGCGAUAACAGCGAUUCCGAAGCUGAUACAGAGUCUGAGGGAGGAACGUCCGAAGUCAAUAUAUAAGAAUCACGCGUUGCCAUCGUUGAGACGGGCUUUCUCCCUUUACGAUCAGAUCAAUCUCAUCGAUAACGUCCCCGAAGACCAGCUCCGCUUUCAACAGUAUCAUGACGAUGGAUUCACAGUGAACGGGGUUCGGUAUGAAGGCAGUUUGCUCUGCUUGGGAAAUUUGCUCAUGUCUUGGUCUCCCAAAAAGUUCUGUGAGAUUACUCCAGACAGCAUAUCUAUCUUUCAGAUCAUGCGGCCUAUACCUGAAAUUCUGAUCCUUGGCUGUGGAAGGAACAUUCAACCUGUGGAUCCUGAACUUAGGCGCUUCAUUCGGUAUACUGGCAUGAAGUUAGAAGUUGUUGACUCGAGAAAUGCCGCAUCAACUUACAAUAUAUUGAACGAAGAAGGCAGGAUUGUGGCUGCUGCGCUUAUCCCACAUGGAGUUUCUACAUGAUACCUAGAAGCCUAGUUGCAAUUCUUCUCUUCAUGCCAUUCAUUGACCAGCCAAUGCAUUUCACGUCCUGGCUCCUGUCAUAAAAAAAAUCAUUAAAAGAACUCACUCCCCCAUUUGGCUAGCCAUUGCAUGCUUGUAAAGUCCACGAUAUUUGUAUAUUGUACUUGAGGUUGUGUUUAGCUCAUCAAGGUGCAUUUUGAUGCUUGUAAACCCUUUUUGAUGAAUAAUGGGGAUGGACUUUCAUCUUAACCUCCA
Molecule: messenger RNA, 894 nt
Organism: Tripterygium wilfordii
Lineage: Eukaryota; Viridiplantae; Streptophyta; Magnoliopsida; Celastrales; Celastraceae
Product: NADH dehydrogenase [ubiquinone] 1 alpha subcomplex assembly factor 3-like
Exons: 5
Coding region: 121-639 (172 amino acids)
Biological process (GO): mitochondrial respiratory chain complex I assembly
Cellular component (GO): mitochondrial inner membrane
Source: RefSeq, a predicted model, not a curated record